AUCAAACCAGCCCUGACAGGAUUCUUGGCGUGACACGAUUGGAUAGCUGGGGAGCUUGAGUUGUUUACUUUUUUUGCUAGUCAUUUUCUAACUGUAUACCGUUACAGUAGGCUUUCGUUAUUUGUGAAACGGACACACUUUAAAACGGAAUGAGUACUACCAUUAGCACCCAACGAGGACAGGUAAAUAUAACGACUAACGUUAGCUAACAAGCUAUAGUAGCUAGCUAACGAACACGGAUCAACACCAUUUUAGCUAACAUUAGCUUCAAUUAUCACUCGUUUUCAAAUUAACCAAAAUUGGCCAGAUUAGCUGUAGCUAGCUAGCUGCAACGUUUUAAUGAAACAGCACCGUAAUGUUUGUUGAUUUAACAAAUGUUAGCUAGCUACAGUAGCUAACAAACUUCCAGCUAGCUACAUUAGCUUCAACAAGCUAGCUUGCUGGGUGGGUAGUUUUUACGUUAGCCAGCUAAUUUAGAAGCCUAAAGUUUGACAAGUCUCUCUGGAUAUAGCCAUCUAGCAAACGGUAGCUAGUUUGCGCUCCUUAGAUAGAGCUUGCCAGGAACAAUAACCAAUGGCAGAGUUAACAUUAGGCUAACUAGCUAUGUAAAUUAGCUCGCUACUGGUUAAAUCUAAAGUCAACUAGCUAGUUAUCUAGCUAACUACUGUAUUCACAGGAGCCUUAGGCAAAUGGCUGUAGCUAGCGUCUGUAUGGCCGGAUUAGCUAACGUUACUCGCCCAGAUUUAAACUUGCUUGAGUUUAUCAGGACACAGCUAAACCAGUGUCGUCUGUUAGCCAUUUGAGCUGAAGCCUAGGCAUGAGGUAUUAAGCAACAUUUUACUGAACCACCUCUAUAGGGAAGCGAUGGAGAGGCAGGGCCAAACUAGAUCUGAUGAUGUUGGACCGGUUUCCCAGACUGAUUUAACCCUGGACUGAAAAGCAUUCUCAAUAGUAGGGUUUUGGGGACUAAAUGAAACUAGUUCUGGCAUAAUACUUUGCAUUCCAUGUUAUAGAGAAACUUCUCAUGAACACAGAACACUUUAUUUCAUGAGGAUAGGACUUAUUUUCAAGUGAUCGAAAAAUGUCGCUGACGGAUCUGAAUCCCUAGUCAAUAUAAGGGACCAAAUCACCUGACACGUUUUGUCCAAUAACUAAAGAUAGGGUGGUCAUAUUGUUAUGACAUUUUCAGGGUUGAUGUAGAACACAGAGAUGAUUCAAAUAAAAUUAUUAACUGGGUAGUUCGAGCCCUGGAUGCUGAUUGGUUGACAGCCUGCUCUAAUUAUGUUGGUAACCAGUUUAUAAUAGCAAUAAGGCACCUCUGAGGUUUGUGGUAUAUGGCCAAUAUACCACGGCUAAGGGCUGUAUCCAGUCACUCCGUGUUGUCGUGGCUAAGAACAGCCCUUAGCUGUGGAAUAUUGGCCAUAUACCACACCUCCUCGGGCCUUAUUGCUUGAUUAAAUGUAUUAAAUUAAAAUGCUGUAUUAUGUAAAUUAGGCACUUAAUAUGCAAAUUAGGCAGUAUGGAACACACAAUUACAGUAAUGAAAGCCCAAUAAUUUAAAGUAGGGAUGGUCAUAUUAUUAACAAAUCUUAAUGUUUUAUGCAAAACAGAGUUUGUAACAAUUUUAAACAAUUUAUGAAAUUAGAAUAACUUUUUGUACGAUUUAUAAAAAUGUGAUACUUAAUAUGCUAAUUGGUCUGUACGGAAUAAACACAAAAUACAGCAUGUUAAACCUAUACAUUUAAACUAAGGUGGACAUUGUUAACAUAUAUAUUGAUGUUUUAUGCAGAACUGGGAGUUUACACUGAGGAGUAAGGUGCAGCCCAUGUGCGUGUACACACACACACACACCAGGGGUGUUAAGAGUACAUAUAAUUGGGAUUAAUUACAUAAUAACAAAAAGCAGGCUUACUAUUUAGUAUUUACCAAUUAGCAACUGUUAGGCGGGAUAUAUCACAGUUAUGUUGUAUUGAGUAGCCCAACUGAUUAGGCCUGGAGUGCCAAAUAAUAGGCCCAACCCUGUGCCUGUGCCACCUGCAUACACACUCCACACAUCCCACACACACUCAAACAGCACCCCCACCAGCACCACACACACACAGUGCCUAACACAGACACACAUUUCUCAGAAUCCUUACACAGCACCCACCAACACACACACACUACAUCACACAUAGCCUAACACAGACACACACUUCUCACUAUGUCUGAACUGUCACACAGUAGGCUACUAAUGUAAUAACAUAGCUUACUUCUAAGGUAGGCCUACGUCUGAGUUGGGUUUCAUUGUAAUGUUAUUUUUGGUGUUGAUGAGUUUCUCUGGUGAAGGGAGGAUAAACUGCACUAUUUCCAGCAAAUAAUUAGCCUAGGCUCAGAAGAGACAGAGUGCACUGCCUGCUAGCCAGCUGCAGAAAGAUAGAUGGGACACAUUUUCAAUUCACUGGUAUUUAGCUAUGUUUUUAUCGAUUGUAGGCCUGUCGCCACUGAAUUCUUGUAGUUUUUACUUGAAAGAAAAAACCAUGAAUCACAGAAAUCACUGGUGGCAUAAUACUGUCAAUGCUGCACAGCGCUGCCUCUCACCCCAGUUGCCUCAGCGAAUGGCCGUCAAGCACUCCCACAAAGCUAGCAACCUAGCACUCAUCAUGUAAAUGGGGGUGGCGGAACAAGAAUUUGGAGCAAUCCCUGACAACCCAUACAUCAAAUCGUAGCUACAAUACAAUGUUGCCAACUUAGUGACUUUGUCGCUAUAUUUAGCAAGUUUUCAGACCCCACCAGUGAGUUUUAUUGGUAAAAUAUUGUAGCGACAAAUUCAGCUACUUUUCAGGCUGCCUUUUGGGGAGUCACGGUGGGUUUCUAUGGUUUUGAUAGCAUUUAGCGACUUUUCCCAAUACAUUCUGCCGCAAACAAGAGUGGGAGAAGCUGUCUGUGCAACAGAAGUCACAGCAACAGUGCACACAGAGGCACAAGGGGAGGGGGUGUGUGCCGGGAGACGGGGGUGCAAAUGCUACGUUGGGGACCGCAGCUGUGCCGCAAGGCAAAACGUCAUCUGCCGACAAAUCAAGGAGCCAAUAGUUGGUCUCGCUGAAAAAAUAGUUGGAAACACUGGCUACGAAGCUCUACUUUGUAACCUGCUAUGUUUUUUUUGUAUCUUUGAAGAAAUGGUUCAAUGAUAGAGCUGAAAGAAAAUCGUUUUACCUUAUAUUUCAGUCCAAGGAUGUCCGAUGCCCAUGAAACACCCUCAGGACUUUCCCAACAUUUCUUAGCAAUACAACGUCACAUCGAUCUUACUCUGGUAGGUUGAGGAAUACCUUUCCGCCAAGAGCAAAUAUGAACACUGAUUUCGCGGGUUUCACAAAAAGGUCUGUCCCACAGAAUUUAACGUUCUUAGCACGGCACUUGCUUUAGAUUUGGGCUCAUAUCACGUAAAUAUCAUAACAUACAGUAUUGGGAUUUUUAGACAUGGGUAACAACUGCCACAUUAAUGUUUUCAAAUGAUUAAUGUAUUUUGACGACCACAUUAUUGACAUUUAGUGAAAAUAGAUUUGUUUACUCCUGUUCUUUGUAGAAUUCUAGCAUAGCGUCCAUUGUUUGUCGCAUCACCUAACACCCUAUCAAUGGUGUGUCCGGGAAAUCGCUGCAUAGUGUGACCCUUUUCUUCCUCUAGUGUAGUUUGCCUGUCCUCACUCUCACAAUUCCUCCGCUCCUUUCGUCUUUUUAGGUUUACAUUGGGGAGUUGCCCCAAGACUUCCUGCGUAUUACUCCCACUCAGCAGCAGCAACAAGUUCAGUUGGAUGCCCAAGCAGCGCAGCAGUUGCAGUAUGGGGGAUCCCUGGGCACUGUAGGACGGCUUAGCAUCACUGUAGUGCAGGUAGGGUGUUUUUAACUGUGAAUCUGCUUGGUCUUUCCCUAGUAUCAAGACUUAUUGUGUAACACAAGGUCAUUAAUGCAGUGGGAAUGUUUUCCUGUGAAUCACUGUUAUGUCCCUCUUCUCUCCAGGCCAAGCUUGCUAAAAACUAUGGUAUGACACGCAUGGACCCUUACUGCAGGGUCCGACUAGGGUAUGCUGUUUAUGAAACACCCACAGCCCAUAAUGGUGCCAAGAAUCCACGAUGGAACAAAGUUAUCCAGUGCACUGUCCCACCUGGAGUAGACUCCUUCUACCUGGAGAUCUUUGAUGAGGUGAGGAAGAAGGAAUUAGAGGGUGGUGGGUGAGGAGAAGAUCCUAACGUGUUAUUGGCUCGACAACUAGGCCUGUCUAGAGUUAUUGAUAGCAAUCUACUUUGAGUGUUUCUUCUUGAUGAUCAUCCAUGAUUUUAGAGACAAGUUACUGAUUUGAGGUGUUUGUGCUGGUCACUUUUCCAGAGGGCAUUCUCGAUGGAUGACAGAAUUGCAUGGACACACGUCACCAUCCCGGAAGGCCUGAGAGAGGGCAGUGUGGUUGAUGAGUGGUACAGCCUCAGUGGCAGACAAGGCGACGACAAAGAGGGCAUGAUCAACCUGGUCAUGUCUUACGCUGUGAGUUCAUAAAACACACAUGCUCACAUUGUACAUUGUCAUUGUAGUACAGUUUGAAAGUGAUUGAUUGAUGUCAUCUUACAACUUGCCCCUUAUCUCUUCCUAAUGGCUCUCAUGCUUUCAGAACAUGCCAGCAGGUAUGCACAUGUCUCCACCUGUUGUCCUCAUGCCCACAGUCUAUCAGCAGGGGGUAGGAUACGUACCCAUUGCAGGUGAGUAGAACCAUACUCUCCACUGAGACAUAGUGUUAGGUUUAAUUUCUGGUACAAUAAUCCAGACGGUCUCCAAGAAAACUUGUGCUAGAUCAAUUCAUCACACUGGGUGUUGCAGCUGCAAAAGCACACAUACAGGUCAUAACAUGACUAGCCCCCCCCUUCUAAGUCUAGGAUGAACAAUCAGUCUCUGUUGCUGGGCAGGAACUGAGUCUGUUCCUCAUGUUGGUGUUAUCAUGUCCCAGCUUGAGUCCGGAACCUUCGCACUCCUCUGUGCCUUUCACAGGUCUUCUUAUCAGUCAGCCCUUGAGUUAUGGAGGGUACACAUUUCUACAGGCUACUGCAAUCCACUAGAUAAUUACACUUCUCAUACACAAAGAGCCUAAAUUUAACACUAAUUUCAAUCUCUAAGGAUAUAUAAAAACGGUAUAUUCAUAUUCAGAGUAUAUAAGUAUAGAUCUAAAACAGUAAAGAUAUAAGACAGUGUUAUAGAACAGUAAUUAUGAUCUAUCAGCUCUAACUCUAUCAGCCCUAUUCCACCCUUAUGGAGUCAUUUUUGCCCUCAGAGACAGGCCCCCUUUCCUUCUGCCCAAAUACAAUGCACAUAGAUCUUUCCAUCUAACCAAUAAUAUAAUAAUUACUACUGCUAGGCUAAUUAUACAAUUAUAAACAGAUUAAAACGGGCUCAAGUCAGUCUUCAACAGUUAGCAAUCUUGGACAGAGACACUGCAGCCAUCUAAGGCCCGAUUCUAUUUAGAUUGCUUGUCUACUUUCCAAGCCAAAUUGGUAGAGACAAAUGGAAGUGGGCAUAGCGUGUCUUAUGUAAAUUAAACUAAAGGACGAAACAGACCACGCCUCUGACUGACCACAGUAACAUUGUCAUUUUCUGUUCAUUUUCCCGACUAUUCUACAUGUUGAAUUGCCACUGCUCAUCAGCACCCAGCAGGUGAUCUACUUACUGCGCACGGCUGAUGUUUAUUAGUGUGUGUGUUGCCCUUAAGAACUGUUGACCUGUUUAAAUGAUACAUUUAAUAGAUUGUUGCUUACCCAUUUCUCUCUGGUUUGCUCUUCUCAGGAGUGCCCACUGUAUACAACCAGGGAAUGGUGCCCAUGGGUAUGCCUGCAGCACCCACUGUCGCCCCACAGGAGGCUCCCUGUAGCGAGGAGGAUCUUAAGGCACUGCAGGACAUGUUCCCCAAUCUGGACAGGGAAGUGAUCCGCACUGUAAUUGAGGCCCAGCAAGGUAACAAGGAUGCCGCAAUCAACUCUCUGCUGCAGAUGACAGAAGAGCUGUAACAGUGGAGCCACACAUAGAGCCACUGUGGCGGCCAGAACAUUGCCCAUUCACAUCAACAGCACCCUGCACAGUUUGUAAAUAUGCACUCAGGCCUGCGAGCUCUCAACUGUCACUCACACUAAAUAAAAUCCAGCAGUUUUUUUUCCAACCAUAAGCAGAUGUUCAAAUCUGAGGUGUCAAACAUUUAUACAUCUGUAUACAUUACCAUCUGUAUUAUGAAACAAUGUAUAGCUUUGUUCCCAGUCCACAUCUGGGAUUGGGACAAAUUGGUUUACCUACUGAUAAGUGCUGUGAUGGCUGGUUGGCUUCUCAAUUUUACAUUCCACUUUACUCAGAAUGGGUUAUGUACAAUUGAUGUUGAUGCAGUGCUAUGUGGGGGUAAUAAAAAGUGCUAUGUGGGGGUAAUGAAAGGAAUUGAUCCUGCAGAAGCUUUAGAUCUUUGUGAAAGCAGUUGUUGUGCGACAUUGUUGAG
This is a messenger RNA of Coregonus sp. 'balchen', 6496 nucleotides long. The record is from the annotation of a GenBank genome assembly. Lineage: Eukaryota; Metazoa; Chordata; Actinopteri; Salmoniformes; Salmonidae.